Capronia coronata CBS 617.96 is the source of this 2925-nucleotide messenger RNA. RefSeq lists its product as uncharacterized. The transcript has 5 exons. Gene Ontology annotation, biological process: protein import into nucleus. Gene Ontology annotation, cellular component: nuclear membrane; cytoplasm. The record is from RefSeq and is a predicted model, not a curated record. The coding region runs from base 1 to 2925 and encodes 974 amino acids. Lineage: Eukaryota; Fungi; Ascomycota; Eurotiomycetes; Chaetothyriales; Herpotrichiellaceae. Gene Ontology annotation, molecular function: small GTPase binding.
AUGGCCGAGAGAACAGAUGCAGCCGGUGGCUAUGCGCCGGUCCUCACGGCGCUGGCAACCAUGCAAAGCAAUGUCGCCAAUAAGGAGAAGUCGGAAGCACAUGAGUUCCUUGAGAAGUUUCAGAAAUCGUCCGAAGCAUGGAACACUACACAUGCCGUUCUACGGGACACUUCCGCACCGGUCGAAGCGAGAUUGUUUGCCGCAACAACGUUGAAGGGAAAGAUCACCUACGACCUUCACCAACUUCCAGAAGACGCUCUCACGCCCCUUCGAGACUCCCUCCUUUCGUUACUCCAGCUUUAUAUCUCUGGUCCAAGACCGAUCCGGACACAGUUAUGCGUGUGUAUUGCACGUCUGGCAAUCCAGUUGACAUCCUGGAAGGACGUUCUAAGCACAGUGGGAUCGGCUGUCGGUACUAGUAGUGAUGGCGGAGAUUGUCUGCUCGACUUCCUGCGAAUCCUGCCAGAAGAGGUAACAGAAGGCCGCAAGAUCAACCUUUCAGAAGAGGAACUUGCCGAUAGGACCAAGGAACUCCUUGAGGAUAACGCUAUUCAGGUUCUGAAUCUCUUGGUUUCUUACGCACAGUCGUCAACACAAGCAGCCCACAACCCUCGACUGUAUUCGUGUAUAGCGUCCUGGCUCCGAGAGAUCCCCAUCAUCGACGUGGUGAACUCGCCACUACUCAACGAGAUUAUCGAGGCGCUCAACGACAAUGACUCCUUCGACGCUGCUGUGGAUUGCUUGUGCACCAUGUUCAGAGAUACCCGAGAUGUCGAUGAAUCACAGAGUGUUAUCCGAGUCCUGUAUCCCCGAAUUGUGAAUCUGAGACCGAUGAUAUUACAAGCCGCCUCGCUGGAGGAUCACGAUCUCAUGAAAGGCAUCACGAGGCUCUUUGCAGAAGCUGGAGAGGCCUGGGUGGUCCUGAUCGCGCGCAUGCCCGCAGAAUUCCGGGAGCUCGUGGAAUGCGUGCUUGAAUGCUGUGUGCGCGAUCGAGAUCGGGAAGCCAUCUCUGUCACCUUUGUGUUCUGGUACGAGCUCAAGCAAUGCAUAACGCUGGAAAAGUAUAUGCCUGCUCGAGCCGCACUGGCUGAUCUGUUCUCGAAGCUGGUUGAUAUCAUGAUCAAGCAUCUGGAAUACCCUACACCAGAGGACGGCGAUGAACAGGAUCUUUUCGAUGGCGAUCGGGAGCAAGAAGAUAAAUUCCGAAGCUUCAGACACAACAUGGGCGACGUGCUCAAAGACUGCUGCGAGGUUAUUGGCGUCACUGAGUGUCUCACCAAGGCCUUUGCGCUGAUACAGAGUUGGGGUCAGAAGUAUGCAUCCCUGGCCUCGGGUACCAACGUACCCCAUUGGCAAGAACUUGAGGCGCCUCUGUUCAGUCUGAGAGCGAUGGGACGCAUGGUUGGUCCAGAAGAGGGCUCGGUGCUGCCUCAAGUCAUCCCUCUUCUUACCACUGUCCCCGACCACGAGAAGUUGAAGUUUCAAGCCAUCAUGGCCCUGGCCCGCUACACAGAAUGGACAGCUCAGCAUCCCGAGACACUCGAGGCACAGCUCAACUACGUCAUCUCCGGUUUCAGUCACAACUCUCCGGAAGUCGUGCAGGCGGCAGCCCUUGCUUUCCGGUUCUUGGGGACUGACUGCUCAAAGCUGCUUGGUGAUCAUAUCCCACAGCUCCACCAGUUCUACGAAAGUGUCAUCGACAAGCUCAAGCCAUCGAGUCAAGAAGAGGUCACCGAAGGAGUCGCGGCAGUCGUGGCUGUGCAACCGGCUGGCAAGGUCUACGAGACUCUCAAAUUGUUCUGUGACCCUGUCAUGAACCGAGUGGUUUCUUUCGCUUCCCAUGCCAAGGACGAGAAUGCGGAAAAGGUGGUUGCUGACUAUCUAGGGUUGUUGACUAUUUUCUUCGACUGCGUUCAACCUUAUAUUUCGCCAUCAGAAGAGAAUCCGGCAGUCAAAUAUUGUCAGGAAAUCCUUCCCGCUCUUUCGGGCAUUGCGAAGCAUUUCACACGGUCGAUACCGAUCCUGGAACGAGUCUGUAAAUGCUAUCGCACCAUGGUCAUCUCCUACAGGACCGCCACUGCCCCCCUCCUCCCCACAUUGGCCACGAGCAUUGCCGAGGGAUUCCAAGCAUCGAGACAGGGAUGUUUCCUCUGGGCCACCGACGCAGUGAUCCGGGAGUUUUCGUACGGAGCAGAGUUCGUCGACCAGGCAACGAGUGAAAAUGUCUUCCAAUUCUUCGCUCAGCAAGCAACCGUCUUCUUCAAGAUUUUGUCAGAACUCCAGCCCGUCGAACUCCCGGAUGUGAUUGAGGAUUUCUUCCGACUCUCUUCAGAUGCCGUUCGAUUCUAUCCCGUCAAGACCAUCACGUCGAACCUGGCACUGCCGAUGGUCCAAGCAUCCUUGACGGCGCUCACGCUGCAGUCCGUGGAGCCGAUCCAAGCGGCGUUGCUGUUUUUGAGGGACUUUUUGGAUUUCGGCUUCGAAAACCCUCCUGUAUCCAAUUUCAGUGGUCCAAAUGGAGAGCCUACAGCCAGCACUCCGCCCGAAGUCCGGGCUGCGGUGAAACAAGUCCUCCAGUCAGUUGGUCAGCAGCUGGUGCACCGAGUCUUGACCGGCAUGAUGUUCAGCUUUCCAGAGGAUUGCUUCCCCGACGCUUCGGCCAUUCUGCUCACUUUGUUCAACCUAGAACCGCAGGCCGCGGCGCAGUGGGUCGGAGGGACUCUCCAACUUCUCCCAGCUGGCACGCUGAAACCGGCCGAGGCCAACAAACUGAUGAAAGGCAUCAGUGACAAACUGCAGCAGAAUGAGCCGCGGAAGGUGAGGAUCUUGCUUCAGGACUUUACCAACUCCUACCGUCGACGAAAUGUGGCGCCACGCGAAGGAUUGGGCAGAUUGGAAGCGACCAGAUUCCGAUUCAGCGGAUGA